AAAUCACAGUAAAAUGGUGUCUCAGGGGACAAAACUGAACUUCAUCAUACUUGUCAGUCUGUGCAUAGUCAAUUUUGAAAACGUUGAAUCAGAGGAAAUGUGGUAUCCGAUGACAGUUGGCUCAGGAGUAAUGAAUGUCCGAAUCGGGACGAUUCGAUUUUAUUUGAAUGAUGGUUUAAAUGUGACAGUUGCGAAUGGCGACUGUAUAUGGAGAGUUGACUUGAGACCACCAACCUUCAGUGAGAUAGAAAUGAAAGGAGGAUUUCGUCAAGGUUUACUGAGGUGUAGAAGUGGGAUGACGUUGCCUGAUUCACUUGAGAACAUGAGCCUAUAGACUAUGCUCGUGCAAAACACUAUUGGAACUGACAAGAAAAUGACGGAGUUGGCAAUAAUAAUUGUUGUGUAACUGAAAACUACUUUCAACUGUGCUUAUUGAAAUGCUCUGCUCUGAUGUUUGUGAAACCGAAUAGAAAUAUCCUCUUCUUCUUCCUCUUACUGUAGAUUAGAUCGUUUCGAA
Messenger RNA from Trichobilharzia regenti, 517 nucleotides. The record is from the annotation of a GenBank genome assembly. NCBI's taxonomy places the organism in Eukaryota, Metazoa, Platyhelminthes, Trematoda, Strigeidida, Schistosomatidae.